Cladophialophora psammophila CBS 110553 is the source of this 3030-nucleotide messenger RNA. RefSeq names its product NAK/BIKE protein kinase. The transcript has a single exon. Gene Ontology annotation, biological process: actin filament organization; peptidyl-threonine phosphorylation; actin cortical patch assembly. Gene Ontology annotation, molecular function: protein serine/threonine kinase activity; ATP binding. The record is from RefSeq and is a predicted model, not a curated record. Bases 1 to 3030 code for a protein of 1009 amino acids. NCBI's taxonomy places the organism in Eukaryota, Fungi, Ascomycota, Eurotiomycetes, Chaetothyriales, Herpotrichiellaceae. Gene Ontology annotation, cellular component: cytoplasm.
AUGGCAGUCUACGCCUCUCAGCUCGGUGUCAAAGGGCCCUUUACAAACCAUGCUCCCGUUCUGCCAACCCACGCGCCUCCAGCCGGCACGUUUUUGCCUGGCACCAAGGUCCAGGUGGGCGAUCACAGGGUUAUCAUCGAGCGGUAUCUCUCCGAGGGCGGCUUUGCCCACGUCUACGUUGUCCGGCUCCCUCGGCCCGUCGAUGGAAACCAGAAGGCUGUGCUCAAGCGAGUGGCCGUCCCUGACAAGGAGCAUCUGGCCAACAUGCGGACAGAAGUCGAGACCAUGAAAAGACUGCGAGGCCAAAAGCAUAUCGUCAAGUACAUUGAUUCGCAUGCUUCCCAACUAAAGGGCAGUGGAUACGAGGUGUUUUUGCUCAUGGAAUUUUGCCAGGGAGGAGGACUCAUUGACUUCAUGAACACCCGGUUACAGAACAGGUUGACCGAGCCCGAAAUCCUCAAGAUCUUUACCGAUGUGGCUGAGGGUGUCGCAUGCAUGCACUACCUGAAACCUCCUUUGAUGCAUCGAGACCUGAAGGUUGAGAAUGUCCUUAUAUCCACGAGUGGCUCAUCUAGGAUAUAUAAACUCUGUGAUUUUGGUUCUGCAGCUCCUGCGAGACCGGCUGCUACAACCGCUGCGGAAGGUCGCCUAAUUGAAGACGAUAUCAACCGCCACACGACCCUACAGUACCGCAGCCCCGAAAUGAUCGACGUCUACAGGAAACAACCCAUUGACGAGAAAUCGGAUAUUUGGGCUCUCGGGGUGUUCCUGUACAAGCUUUGCUAUUACACGACGCCCUUCGAAGAUGUUGGGCAGAUGGCCAUACUCAACGCAAAGUUCAAAUUCCCUGGCUAUCCACGAUUCUCUGACCAACUAAAGCUGCUGAUUGCUUCCAUGCUGCGGGAACGGCCGACAGACCGACCGAAUAUAUAUCAGGUGCUACAAAAAGCAUGUCAAUUGGACGGCCGUGAAUUAACGUUCGAAAACAUAUAUGCUCGUCGGACGCAAUCCGAAAGUCGUAAAGACCAAGUGCUACCACAGCCAUCUAGUUCGCAAUCUCGAACUGGGGCCACUUUGUCUCCUCCAAAACCGGCAGCUCCCCCAACUAUUCCUGAUAUCGAGCCGAUGCGGCGGGGACGACCAACCAAACCUGUAUCUCACCAUGGUUCAGCAAAACCGAGCCCCUCACCUCUGCGAAUGAUGGACAACUCAACCUCCGAUCCCUUUGCGGCACUGGACGGGAGCAAGGCUUCUGUCGAAGACGAGCUUUCUUCAAGAUUCCCGACACUAGAUCAGUUCUCGUUACUGACUGACAAGGGCCAAAAAUUUGCGUUUGAACCUCAAGCUGAGAAGAAGAAAGAGCCUGUCGAUGUGAAUCUUGCACAACGAGUCACCAAUGCUCUAGCGGAUGAUGCAUUUGCAAGGCCACCUAGCCCUGCAAAGCCGAAACCACCCACAGACAAGCCAGCGCCUAUUAGCAAAUCGCAGACUGUGUUGCAGCAUAAGAAGUCCCUAGAAAGUAAAGAAACACAAGCUCGAGCGAAUGCAGCAAACCCACCACCCGUCACUGCUCCCAAACCCCCUAUGGUGUCCAUCGGCACCAUGACCUCGCCAUCACCACCUCCAACAACGGACGCCAAACCAUUUGCAGAUCGCCCAAUACACCGAUUUCCUCCCAGUGAUCAACCGCUGAAGCCUGCUGCAGCACCGCAGAACUACGAGACUAUGGAGUUGCCUCCUAGGGAGCCGCGUUCUUCUCGCAACAAAGACGCAUCGAGGUUGGCAAAUCUACUCAGAGAAGAUGGGUAUAGGUCGCAACUUGCUGGGGAGAUGGAGCCAAAGUCGCCAACUUCGUCACGUCCAUCUUUGGAAGGUGGUCGUCCGACCAUGCGGGAGCUCAAUUCUGGAGUGAGCAGGUCAAGGUCGCUGAAUUUCCGAAAUCGGCCCGCCAGUGUUAAUAUCGGGGCGAGGCCGACUCACAUCAAAGACAAGGAAAUCAAAAGCCUUGACUAUGACACGACGUUCAAGAGUGCAGAACCUGAAAUGGCGCCCCUGGCGCAUGUCGAAUCCGCAACAAAUAUUGCCUCGGACGUAGACUUCCUCAAAGCUAAAGAGGAGGAGGAGAAGUCACGUAAGCAUCAUAGAAGGCUGGGCAGUGGUUCGAGGCAUCUCAAAAGAGCCAGUCUGCCAUCAAUCGUCCCCAAUAUCGCGGGAACGACCAGAUUGUUGGCAGGCAAGUUUGGAGACGCUUUCAAGAUGUUUGAGAGCAACAACGACCCGACUCAUCACCGGCAGCGGAGUGACUCGCCCUCCCGUGACCCCAUCAACAUUCUCACCCCAAUUGCAGGUUCCGAGGCCACAGACCUCAGCGACGACCGCCAGCCAUGGGACGACAUGGAGGAUCUUUCGCCUGAGAUGAGACGAGAGAUGGAAAAGCGGAAACUCGAGGCCGAAGAAAGAAGAGUAGCUCAAGCAGCCGCAGAGUACAGGCAGCGAAUAGCAGCAAGAGGGGGCGGGGCUGUAGGGAGUAGUGGAGGGGUUGGAAGGUCGGCUACCAUUCAGAACAGGGUGAAGUCCCUAUUGAGUGAAAAUGAUCGACCUGCACAAAAGACGGCAACGGGGUACGGCCACUACACCGAAUCAACAUCGCCUCAGCAAGCGCAUGCGGAUGACAGGCGGUUAUCGCAACCGUCCAGGGCGCCCCAGGCUCAAUUGACUGGCAAAAUGGACAGACACGGCGCCCCGGAAGUUGUGGCGUCUGCACCGGCCUCUAUGACAGAUCUCAGCAGGGUAGAUUCCCGAGGACAGAAGCCGAGCGCACCGCCGAAACCAAAGGUGCUGCGGACGGGGGGUAUAUCAGAGUCGGCUGUGGUGACUACGAGCGAGGCGCAUGCUCCUGCUACGAACGUGGAUGAUGACUGGGAGGCAAACUUCAGCAGGAGGUAUCCGAGCCUUGCUGGAAUUGAGAUGGUGGAAACCUCGAUAGAUGGGCCAAAGAGUGGCCCGGCUGUGCGCACAAAAGAAGUAUAA